Molecule: messenger RNA, 2259 nt
Organism: Lodderomyces beijingensis
Lineage: Eukaryota; Fungi; Ascomycota; Pichiomycetes; Serinales; Debaryomycetaceae
Source: the annotation of a GenBank genome assembly
AUGGCUUUCAAUAGUCAUAAUUUCCGGCACAACUCCAUUGGUGGAAACUGGCAUCUACCACCGCCCUCCCAACAGCAACAGCAGCUGCACGAAGGACAGGAGCCUGGAUCCAAAGAGCUCACGCCCGAGCAAAUCUAUCUUCAACAACAACAACAACAGCAACAGCAGCAACAACAGAAUGCAGCAAACUUGAAACAAGGCCAAGUACCUGGAUUCAGGAAUCCGUGGUUCUCGAUGAACCCGGCCGGUUCAUCUGGGUCUUCGCCCUUGGCCUCGUCUGCAUUAUCGCAAUCUCCAACCAAAUCUCAGCAUAUACCUCUCCUUCAACAGCCUCCACAGUUGACCAAACGACUAUCGUUUACAAAUCAGCUAUCAACUACAUAUGAAAACGAAAACAGUUACAACUUGAACAACGCCAACCAACCGGCGUUUGUCCAGCCACCGACACGAGCAGGCAACCCGUUCACCCAAUACUUUGCCAAUCAGGAAGUGUCACUAAAUGCCAACGAUCGCCGAAUGUCUGCAGCCAUUGAUGGCACCCAUUACUAUCCAUACGGGCACAACCAAUUGCCCAACGUUAAAACCUUUCCCCUGCAACUUGGCGCUCAAGACGGUGGUGCCAAUGCGUCGCAAUUGGUCAACAACAAUGCCGCGUUGGGAACGGUGAUUCCCAAUUUGGGAGCAAUGAGGAGGUCGUCCAUGGCCGCGGUGCCGAGCCAUUACCAGCAAACCCCCUUGGUAUACGAGGACAACAACAACAACAACAACAACAACAACAACAAUUCAUAUUUUGCAUCUCCGACAAGCGUGGGCAGGUCGCUGUCGAUUGUACAGCACCAACAGUACCAACAAACACUACAGAACCGCAAAGCAUCCCAAUUGAGAAACGCUGCACCAAAGGCAAGAAAGAUUUACUCCAAGCAUGACCUCGUCCCCAAAUACCACCAGCAGCCCAAAUACCGACGCUGCUCGGUCAACUCGAUCCACAUUUCCCCAGUCAACGCCUUGUCCGUUUACUUGACUGAAACGUACGGCAUAUGCCAGCCACGGAAAUUCCAGUACUCCAAAUCGACCAACCCCAAGCGAGUGCUAACCAAGCCGCUGGAACCCAAAUUCAACAACGGCUACGACAACGAAGAUAGCGACUACAUCAUGUAUGUAAACGACAUAUUGGGAAGCGAGGAAGGUAGAAAAUACAUGGUGUUGGAUCUUUUGGGCUCGGGAACGUUUGGUCAAGUUGUCAAGUGCCAAAACUUGACCAACCAAUCGGUUUGUGCCGUGAAAGUUAUCAAAUCAAAGCCCGCGUAUAUGAACCAGUCCUUGACAGAAGUACGAUUGUUGGAAUUUUUGAACACCAAUAGCGACGGCAAGAACUUCAUCAGGUUGUUGGAUACCUUUAUGCACAAGGAGCAUUUAUGUCUAGUAUUUGAGAUACUAGGCUCCAAUCUCUAUGAAUUGAUCAAGCAGAACCAGUUCAGAGGACUAUACAUGAAAUUGGUGAAAUUGCUAACAAAGCAAUUGUUGGAGGCCUUGGCCGAGCUCAAGAGUUUCCAAAUGAUCCACUGCGAUUUGAAACCUGAAAAUAUCCUACUAUGCCAUAACCACAAGACCAACAUCAAGGUGAUUGAUUUUGGAAGUGCGUGCUUUACUCGCCUGACCAUAUAUACAUAUAUCCAGUCGAGAUUCUACCGAUCACCCGAGGUCAUCCUAGGGUUACCAUAUACCGAGUCCAUCGAUAUGUGGUCCUUGGGUUGCAUAGUGGGAGAGUUCUUUUUAGGGUUGCCCAUGUUUCCCGGUACCUCGGAGUACAACCAAAUCUGGAAGAUCUGCGACAUGUUGGGCCCACCGCCACGGCACAUGAUCGAAGUUGGUCGCAACGCGUUGAACUUUUUCAAAAAGAUCCCCUGCGACAGUCCCGACGCAAAACCACGCUACGAGAUCAAGUCCUACGACGAGUAUUGUCUGUACUUGGAGUCGUCACGCAACGCAGAGCUUGCCGGAUCCGGCCAUUCCCACAAGAAGGAGCAGCCAAACAAGAACUACUUCAAGCACCGGUUGUUGAAGGAUAUAAUAUUGAACUACAAGAUGCCCUCGAAGAAGAUGACGACUUUGAUGAUUGAGAAGGAGUGCCAGGAACGGUUGUUGUUGGUUGACUUUUUGACCAAGGUCUUGAACCUCAACCCAUUGGAGCGACUAACCCCGCAGGAGGCUCUCAAGCACCCGUUUCUUCAAGACGUGGGAUCAAUCGAUAUAGCAUGA